AUGAAAUCAUCGAGUACUGCGACUGCUCAUCAAGAGCCGGAGGAACCAUUGGAUUUGUCACUGGGAAACCAUGGAAACUCCGCUAUGGUAGACGAGCAACAACAACAAUACGUCGUCCAAUUCUUCGACUCUCUUGCCAAGAUGGUCCAACAGAAUCUGAUGGCAGCAAUGAUCCAAAAUCUCAUCGAGUCUUCCUCCACCUCCUCCGCAGCCACCGCUUCCACAAAUCAGAUUCCCGAAGAGCCCCCUGAGAUACAAAUCGACGGAAAGGAGAAUAUGAUUUCAGUGAAGAAUCGAAUCGAAGAGAACGAGAGUACACCGAGUCCGACACACGAUAGAAGACGCACUUCGACAGGGAAACUCGAUCGGAGAAUGGUUGGAAAAGUGACGUCGAGGAGAGUGGAAGCGAACGCCCGAGAACGGAAUCGUGUACAACAGUUGUCGAGAAUGUUUGACGAGUUACGAGUGAUUCUGCCUGUGGAGGCGGAGAUGAAGAUUUCAAAGUUGUCCACGUUAAAGAAUCUCCACGACUUCAACUUUGUAGUCAUCUACCCUACCAACACUUUCCAUUAUUUCCAGGUCGCCAGUGCAUACAUCGGAUAUCUGGGCGCAAUUAUGAAAGACGACGCCGUCGAGGAGGAGCAAUUCCGAAAGAAACUUCUAGAAGAGACGGAAAGUGCAAAGACGUUGCGGAAGUAA
Messenger RNA from Caenorhabditis remanei, 699 nucleotides. RefSeq lists its product as uncharacterized. Gene Ontology annotation, molecular function: RNA polymerase II transcription regulatory region sequence-specific DNA binding; protein dimerization activity; DNA-binding transcription factor activity, RNA polymerase II-specific. Lineage: Eukaryota; Metazoa; Nematoda; Chromadorea; Rhabditida; Rhabditidae. Bases 1 to 699 code for a protein of 232 amino acids. The record is from RefSeq and is a predicted model, not a curated record. Gene Ontology annotation, biological process: developmental process; regulation of transcription by RNA polymerase II. The transcript has 4 exons.